AUGCGCGGAGCGGAGGGAGCAAGCUCCGGGUCCAACUCCCGCGCCCAAAAAUCCCGUCUCCCCUCUGGCGCCCGAAACACCGAACCGCCCCGAACCGAACCCGGGAGCCCCAAACCGCCCCGAAGAGUCCCGAACCGAACCCGGGAGCCCCGAACCGCCCUGAACGGACCCCCAGAGUCUCCCCUCUGGCGCCCGAAACACCGAACCGCCCCGAACCGAACCCGGGAGCCCCGAACCCACCUUGCGAUCCCCGAACCGAUCCCCAGGAGCCCCGAACCGUCCCGAGGCAGCCCCGAACCUCCACCCGAAGCCCCGAACCGGCACCGGAAAGUGCCGAACCGCCACCAAGAGCCCCGAACCGCCCCGAACGGACCCCGGGAGAACCGAACCGACCCCCGGGGAGCCCCGAACCGGCCCGAAGGUCCGCGAACCAGCCCCGGGAGCCCCGAACCAGCCCCGGAAAGUGCCGAACCGCCCCAAACGGACCCCGGGAGAUCCGAACCUAACUCCGGGGAGCCCCGAACCGCCAUCCAAAGUCCUGAACCACGCCCCGGGCAGCCCCGAACCGGCCCGAAGAUCCCCGAACCAGCCCCUGGGAGCCCCGAACCGCCACCUGAAGCCCCGAACCAGCACCGGAAAGUGCCGAACCGCCACGAAGAGCCCCGAACGGACCCCCAGGAGGCCCGAACCGGCCCGAAGAGCCCCGAAGAGCCCCGAACUGACCCGAACCGAACCCAGGAGCCCCAAACCGCCCCCGAACCGACCCCCAGGAGCCCCGAACUGCCCCCGGGAGCCCCCAAACGACCCCAGGCGCCCCGAAGAUCCCCGAACGGCUCCGGAAGCUUCCAGAUUAAUGGCAGGGUCUACACCUGUGCUGCUCAG
Molecule: messenger RNA, 882 nt
Organism: Apus apus (common swift)
Lineage: Eukaryota; Metazoa; Chordata; Aves; Apodiformes; Apodidae
Product: basic salivary proline-rich protein 3-like
Exons: 2
Source: RefSeq, a predicted model, not a curated record